Molecule: messenger RNA, 2931 nt
Organism: Danaus chrysippus (African queen)
Lineage: Eukaryota; Metazoa; Arthropoda; Insecta; Lepidoptera; Nymphalidae
Source: the annotation of a GenBank genome assembly
AUGUCGAGAAUAUUAAAUCAUCGAAUGAGAAUGUCUCUCAAGAAGACGCCGUCAAUAGUCGAUCAGCGGGCUGUCGCGUUUACAAUUUGGACCGGUAGAAGUGUGUUGUUCAAUAGACCAGUACCAAACCACAUUCCCCGUCGUCAAUAUGGUAUGCUGAUAGCAAGAGCCGUGCGAGGGGUUCUUAAGAUACGUUACUUGGUAUUGGGAGGAGCUGUUGGCGGUGGAAUGACACUAAAUAAGAAAUAUUCAGAAUGGAAAGAUGGACUUCCCGAUAUGGGCUGGUUAAAUGAUAUGUUACCUGACAAUGAUCAAUGGGACAGAUUCACUACUACACUUAUUACGGCCAAAGACAGGAUCGGAGACCAACUGCAGAUCGGUGUGCCACUGACGCUGUCGGUCUCAGAUCCUCGUCUGCGGGAGGCUGGGAGGGCGCGGGCCGCUGAACUGAGGGACUGGCUCUCACAGAGGUACGAGGACGCUGUGGCCGCGGCUGCUGUUAAUAAUACUAGUAUUGAACCAGCUCCGAAGAUAGUGAACAACCUUCAGAGUAAACCUGCGCCACAGACGGCGUCCGCUCGUACAGCGGCAGAAGAAGCUGCCGCCUAUGAAAAACGAGUGCACGUCCUCCAAGAAGAGGUGUUAGCAUUGCAAGCGAGAUAUCAAAGAGAGUUGCAGCGACUAGAACAAGAGAACAGAGAGUUGAGACAACAGAACAUGCUGCUGAGACAGGGACGGCAGCCUACUACCAAGAAAAUGAAGCGGUCCCUGAUCGACAUGUAUUCGUCUGUGUUGGACGAGCUGGCAGGCUGGGAGUCAGGCGAGGCUGGCCGACUGCCGAGGGUGGUGGUUGUUGGAGACCAGUCCGCGGGGAAGACUUCCGUGUUGGAGAUGAUCGCGCAGGCCAGGAUCUUCCCGAGGGGCGCGGGGGAGAUGUGUACCAGAGCUCCGGUGAAGGUGACUUUGUCUGAGGGUCCCUACCACGUCGCGCAGUUCAGAGAUUCAUCCAGAGAGUUCGAUCUCAACAAGGAAUCCGACCUCGCAGAUCUGAGAAAAGAAGUUGAGCUGCGCAUGCGCAACAGUGUCCGCGGGGGAAGAACCGUGUCCAGUGACGUCAUCGCCAUGUCCGUGAGGGGCCCGGGACUGCCCCGGAUGGUGCUGGUAGACCUGCCAGGUGUUAUAUCGACACAAACAGUGGACAUGGCGGCUGACACGAGGGAGGCGAUCAAACAGAUGACCAAACAGUACAUGGACAACCCUAACGCGAUCAUACUGUGUAUACAGGACGGUUCAGUUGAUGCUGAACGUAGUAACGUGACGGACCUCGUGGCCUCCUGCGACCCUCAAGGGAAGAGGACCAUCUUCGUGCUCACCAAAGUGGACCUGGCUGAAGAGAACCUCGCCAACCCUAACAGGAUCCGUCGUAUCCUAGAAGGCAAGUUGUUCCCUAUGAAGGCUCUCGGCUACUACGCGGUAGUGACGGGCCGCAGUAGGAAGGACGACUCAAUACAGAGCAUUAGAGAGUAUGAGGAACGGUUCUUUAGAUCCUCGAAACUGUUUAAAGAGGGUCUAGUAGCAGCGGGUCAAGUGACCACUCGCAACCUGUCGCUCGGCGUGGCGGACUGCUUCUGGCGUAUGGUCCGCGACACGGUCGAACAACAGGCAGACGCCUUCAAGGCUAUGAGAUUCAACUUGGAGACAGAAUGGAAGAACACCUUCCCUAGACAGCGUGAGUUAGAUCGUGACGAGCUGUUCGAGCGAGCUCGAGCCGAGCUGUUAGAUCAAUCAGCUGAGCUGUCAGCUGUUCCUCCGCCCGCCUGGGAGCAGAGACUCACUGCCGAGUUGUGGACCUCAACACAUGAGAAGGUGUUCGGGGGAAUAUACUUACCGGCCGCUGCGCUGGCGCAUGAUGACGUCGGUCGGCCUAAAGCAACACAGUUGAAAUAUAAGCAAACCGGCUCUGAUAGGAACCCGGCAAUAUGGAUCGAUCCAUACGAUUUUGAUUACAACAAAUUCAACACGUCAGUGGACAUAAAGCUCCGUGAAUGGGCGGAGAGUGAGUUGGCUAAACAAUCGAUACAGGCGGGCAGAGAUGCUUUAAGAGAGGAGUUUAUAGAACUACUGGCGAGGUCACAAGACACGGACCCUAUAUAUGAACCUGUGAAACGAGCGGCCGUGGAGGAGGCGUUGAAUAGACAUCAGUGGGAAGAAAGGGCCCAGGAUGUUCUACGCGUGUUACAACUGAACGCCCUUCAAGACAGAUGUGUUCGUUCCCGCGGCGAGUGGGACGCGGCCGUGGCGCUUAUGGAGACCGCGCUCAAGGAGAAGAGGGACGAAGUGCAGAGGGAGCUAAGGGACAUGACGGGUCCCGGGUUCCGUGAGCGUUGGCUCCGUUGGACGUCCACUACCGAGGAGCAACACAGACGAGCUGAAGUACGGACCGAGCUCGAGAGACUCGGCUCGUGUAGACCCUCGCUGGCUUACGACGAGGUGGUAGCUGUUCGUGACAACCUCCGUCGUAGAGGAGUGGAGGUGGACAAUGAAUACAUCAGAGAAACAUGGAAACCGGUCUACCUUAAUAACUUCCUCUCCCGGGCCCAGUCCCGCGCUAACGACUGUAAGAAGAGCUUCUAUCUGUACUCACAGCAGAACGGCGCUGAGAAGGAGUGCUGUGAGGUGGUGAUGUUCUGGCGCGUGCAGGCCGCUCUACGGACCACGGCCAACGCGCUCAGACAACAGAUCAGCAACAGAGAGGCGGCCAGACUUGAUAGGGACCUUAGAGAAGUACUGGACGAGAUGGCAGCAGACCCUGAGUUAAAGAAGAAACUGUUAUCAGGAAGAAGAGUUGAACUCGCUGAAGAACUGAAACGAGUAAGACAAGUACAAGAAAAAUUAGAAGAAUUUAUAGAGGCAUUAAACAAAGAGAAGUAA